AUGGCUGACGUUGACGUACAAGUCCAGUACACUACUACUGAAAGAAAGACCAGGAAGGUCAAAAAGUCCUCCAAGCGUAGGGAGUCGAAGGAUGGCGAGGUCACCGUCACAGAACUCGAACAAACCACCACGACCGGCAAUACUGACGAUGGUGGCGAAUACACCAAGGCGAUGAACAAGGACUGGCACAGCGGUCACUUUUGCUGUUGGCAGUGCGACGAGUCCCUCACCGGACAGCGCUACGUGCUCAGGGAUGAACACCCCUUUUGUAUCAAGUGCUACGAGAGCGUCUUCGCUAACGGCUGUGAAGAAUGCAACAAGACCAUUGGCAUCGACUCUAAGGACUUGUCUUACAAAGACAAGCAUUGGCACGAGGCAUGCUUCCUCUGCGCCAAGUGCCGUGUGUCCCUCGUGGACAAGCAGUUCGGCUCUAAGCUCGAUAAGAUCUACUGCGGCAACUGCUAUGACGCGCAGUUCGCCAGCCGCUGCGAUGGCUGCGGCGAAGUGUUCCGUGCUGGAACCAAGAAAAUGGAGUACAAGGCGAGACAGUGGCAUGAGAAGUGCUUCUGCUGCGUAGUGUGCAAGAACCCGAUCGGCACCAAGAGCUUCAUCCCGCGCGAGCAGGAGAUCUACUGCGCCGGCUGCUACGAGGACAAGUUCGCCACUCGCUGCGUCAAGUGCAACAAGAUCAUAACCCAAGGCGGUGUAACAUACAAACACGAGCCAUGGCACCGCGAGUGCUUCACGUGCACCAACUGCGACAUGUCGCUCGCGGGACAGCGCUUCACGUCGCGCGACGAGCGGCCCUACUGCGCGGACUGCUUCGGCGAGCUGUUCGCUAAGCGAUGCACUUCAUGCUCUAAGCCUAUUACUGGCAUAGGCGGCACCCGCUUCAUAUCGUUCGAGGACCGCCACUGGCACAACGACUGCUUCAUCUGCGCGCAGUGCCGCACCUCGCUGGUCGGCAAGGGCUUCAUCACGGACGCCCAGGACAUCAUCUGUCCGGAGUGCGCUAAACAGAAACUCAUCGACAAAACAAUACUACCGUUAGUCGCAAACGCGAGAGACUGGUGCAAUUUACGUCGAACCAGCAACCAAUUCGACCUUUCCGACGAAAGUUUCAAGGUCAAAAUA
Messenger RNA from Brenthis ino (lesser marbled fritillary), 1134 nucleotides. The record is from the annotation of a GenBank genome assembly. Lineage: Eukaryota; Metazoa; Arthropoda; Insecta; Lepidoptera; Nymphalidae.